Messenger RNA from Chenopodium quinoa (quinoa), 1916 nucleotides. RefSeq lists its product as uncharacterized. The record is from RefSeq and is a predicted model, not a curated record. The transcript has 6 exons. Lineage: Eukaryota; Viridiplantae; Streptophyta; Magnoliopsida; Caryophyllales; Amaranthaceae. Bases 428 to 1459 code for a protein of 343 amino acids.
ACUUUAAAAGCUAGAUUGGUCAGAAGUCUACUAGGAUUAAAGAUUUAAAGCUCAAGCCUUAAUUUAAGCUUAAGCUAAUCUUUCUAGUUAAAACCCUCAAACCCAAAACUUAUUACAAAUUCCAACGACCUUUUUCUCUCUCCCCCCCAACUCACUGCUCUAGUUCUCUACACCUUAACUUCUUCUUCAUGAUAUAAUUCUUUUAAAACCAAUCAAUACAAUAAAAAUAAAAAAUAAAAAAAACAAAAAAGGAAAAAAUAAGUGCCCAAAGGGCCAAAGUUUCAAUCUUUAUUUAAUUAUCCUCAAUUUUUUUUGUGGGAUUUAUUGAAUUGAUUUGAGUGAAAAAGAGUUGAUUGAAUUGGGUAUUUUUGUUUUCUGGGGUUUGAGAUCAAAUUUAACAAAGGGGGUUUAUAAAAAUCAUUGAAAAAUGUCAGGAAUUGCUCUAAUAUUAGAUCUGAUGAGGAAAAAUCCCAACUUUUAUUCAACACAUACUUUGCAUUCAGCUGGUUCAUUAUCUGCUAAAGCUGCAGUCUCUGGCGCUGCCGCUUCUGUUCUUGCCUCUUACCCUUUUGGGUUUAAGGCUUUUCUUGGAAGCAAUAACAGAAUUGCUUAUUGUGAUGCUGGUACAACAUGGGAUGUGGAUCACAUCACUGAGGCUUAUGAUGAGCAUGUUUCCAAGGAUAAUGACGCUUCUAGAUAUACUUUUGAGCCUGAAUCCCUAUCAUACUCUGGAAAAGUCUAUAACUAUGAACUAAAAUCACUUUUCUCAGCCUUUCAUCCAAGUACAUUUGCGCUUACAGCCUUGAGAUCAUUUUUAAUGUUUUAUUUACCACUUUUGGAGCCUCGUGCGGCAUUGGAGGAUGAUGAUGAAGAUUUCCUUGCUGAUAAUUCAGAAGAGAGGCAUGUAGACUUGAUUACUCCCUUCCACAAGGCAGUCAGGCAAACUUUUCGCGAGAGUACUGUCAUUACUACAAGGAGGGUGUUGGAAAGACUAGCCGUCUCUUAUUUCUCCCAACGGAUGGCAUGGAAGCUUAUCAAAGAUGCUUCUAAAUCUGCUGUGCGUAAGGCAGAGCGAGGACUGCCAAUAACUUCUUACAUGUGUGCUGUUACUAGAACAACUGCCAGAGCUCACUGUCUAGGAGUGGCAGCAUCUUGGAUUUUUCAAGUUGGAUACGAUGUAUACAAAACCAUCUUGCGUCUAUUUUGGUAUUCUAAGGAUGAUAUAGAAGAAGUUAAUACAACAGAGGAACUUCAGCUUCUUGGUCGGAAGAUAUAUGCUGUAUCCCUCAAAUGCACUGCGUCAUUGAUCUUUGCUGCCAUCGGGGCAGGCCUUGGUGCGUCAUUGACACGUGACAUACAUCCUAAAUCUGGUCAAUGGCUUGGUUGUGCUGCUGGAGAUAUGGCGGGUCCAGUAGUUGUAGCAUUGUGUUUCGACAAGCUUCUUUCUCCGGCAGUGUAGAUUUCUAUGGAUACUGCUCAUCUUGACACACUAUCUUAUGUGCCUUAGGACCAGAUUUUGUAUACUAGCAUUGCUUAAUUUUGCAGUAUAGCAGUCAUCAGCCUCAAGGUUAGUUGCUCUGAGGCUCCAGAACAUCAAUUCAUAACGGACUUCAACUCUAUCAAUUUCAGAUUUUUUUUUUUCUUCUCUUUUUCUCUUCUUAAUCUCCUGAAUAAAGACUUCUUUUCAAUAGAUCCUAACAGCUGCAGAGCCCUUUUCUUUCAUAUAAUGAUUUAUAGUCUAGAAAGUCAAAACUCAUUAGGGAGAUUUUCCUGAUAUUGUGCUCAUGUUGAUUGUAUCUGUAAUCAUAAAACCUUAGCAGCAGCAGCAACAUUCCUUUUGGUCAAUUAUUGUCUCGUUUUUGUGGUACGUUUCUAAUAUCAAGUUCAGCAAAACGGAAGUGCUUGGAAGUUUCCUA